Phodopus roborovskii (desert hamster) is the source of this 1917-nucleotide messenger RNA. It is a transcript of the gene Kif12, whose product is annotated as kinesin family member 12. Gene Ontology annotation, biological process: microtubule-based movement. The coding region runs from base 75 to 1916 and encodes 613 amino acids. The transcript is spliced from 18 exons. Lineage: Eukaryota; Metazoa; Chordata; Mammalia; Rodentia; Cricetidae. The record is from RefSeq and is a predicted model, not a curated record. Gene Ontology annotation, molecular function: microtubule binding; ATP binding; microtubule motor activity.
ACCCAGCACGGAGCCUGGAGCAGGGGCCAGAGGGACCAGAAACUCCCAUUCAAGUGGUGCUCAGGGUGCGUCCCAUGAGUACCACAGAGCUGCGUAGAGGGGAACAGAGUGUUCUGCACUGCUCAGGGACCCGGACUCUGCAGGUGAGCCCCCCAGGUGGAGGCCCCGACAUGGCAUUCCGCUUCCGUGCGGUACUGGACGGGACGUGCACGCAGGAGGACAUGUUCAGGGUGUGUGGUGUGAAGCGCCUGGGCGAGCUGGCACUGCGCGGUUUCUCCUGCACAGUCUUCACUUUUGGCCAGACGGGCUCUGGGAAGACUUACACUCUGACAGGACCUCCUCCACAGGGGGAACGGGUGCCCGUACCUCCCAGCCUGGCUGGCAUCAUGCAGAGGACCUUUGCCUGGCUAUUAGAUCGCGUGCAGCACCUGGGUGUCCCUGUCACCCUCCGAGCCUCCUACCUGGAGAUCUACAAUGAGCAGGUUCGGGACUUGCUGAGCCUGGGGACUCCAAGGCCUCUGCCUGUUAGGUGGAACAAGGCUCGAGGCUUCUAUGUGGAGCAACUUCGGGUGGUGGAGUUUGGCAGUCUGGAGGCCCUUAUGCAGCUCCUGCACUUGGGCCUCAGCCGCCGUAGGAGCUCCUCGCAUACCUUGAACCAGGCCUCCAGCAGAAGCCAUGCCCUGCUCACACUCUAUGUCAGCCACCCAACUCCUCAGCAGGUACCUCCUGUGGACCCUGGAGAGCCUCCUGUUGGGGGAAGGCUGUGCUUCGUGGACCUGGCAGGCAGUGAGAAGGUGGCAGCAACAGGAUCCCGAGGGCAGCUGAUGCUUGAGGCCAAUAGCAUUAACCGAAGCCUACUGGCAUUGGGCCACUGCAUCUCCCUUCUGUUGGACCCUCAGAGGAAGCAGAGCCAUAUUCCCUUCCGAGACAGCAAGCUCACCAAGUUGCUGGCAGACUCACUUGGGGGCCGUGGAGUCACCCUCAUGGUUGCCUGCGUGUCCCCAUCAGCCCAGUGCCUUCCUGAGACUCUCAGUACUCUGCGAUACGCAAGCCGAGCUCAGAGGGUCACCACCCGACCACAGGGGCCCAAGUCUCCUGCAGCAAAGCCUCCCCAGCAAGUAGAGGCUGAGCUGUUGCAGCUCCAAGAGGAGAAUCAACACUUGCGGUUCCAGCUGGAUCAAAUGCAGACCAAGGCACCAGGGAUCCACGGAGCCCGGGAGGCCUGGGCCCAGCGGAACCUCUAUGGGAUGCUACAGGAGUUUAUGCUGGAGAAUGAGAGGCUUAGGAAGGAAAUGAGACAGCUGCGGAGUGGCCGGGACCUGGCCCGGGCAGAGGUGCAUUUCCUGGCCCAGCAGGUUCAUGAACUGGAGAGGCACCUCCAUUCCGCUUGCUCCCUUCCCCAGCAGGGCUCUGCCCACGUGUGCCCCUGCUCGACGGGUCCAGCUGCCUCCUGCCACGCACUGCCACCCCUCUGCUCCUGCUACCACCUCUGUCCCCUGUGCCGAGUACCCCUGGCCCACUGGUCCUGCCCAUGGAGGGAGUGCUGUGAGCCACAAGCACAGGCGCUAGAGCCCAAGGCCCCAGGGCACAAGUCUCUGUCUGCACGGCCUGCACCCUGGGUACCAAGCCCUGGUUCUUCCAAGACCCCACGAGAGAGGUGCCACAGUGACUGGACACAGACACCAGUCCUGGCAGAGAUGCUGAUAGGGGAGGAAGUGGUACCCUCUGCACCACCCCUGCCCACCAGGUCCUCGAACAUGCCAUCCAUGCUAAGAGGAGGAUCUGGCAUCUCGAACCUGACCCAGAGGCUGGAGGCUUUCUCACAUCAGACAAGCAGCUCCCUGAACCUUGGCCAGAAGCAGCCACAGCCCACUGAGGGCAUGCAGAGUCCUGGCCAAGGCCUCUCUCCUUGUUAAA